AUGGAUCCUACAUAUGUCUCCAACCUGGAGACCCUUCUGGGCCAAACCAUGGCACCAGACACCCAAUUGAUCGCUACUGCGACUAAGACGCUCAAGGAUAAUGUCUAUUCUCGGCCGCAGUCUUUGCCGGCUCUUAUCCAUAUUCUCCAGCAAAAUGCCAAUGUGCAGAUUAAGCAGUUGGCUGCUGUUGAGGCACGUAAGCUCGCUCCUAUUUUCUGGGGUGACCUUCCUGAGGAUUUGAAGGCCCAGGUGCGCCAGUCGCUCUUGCAGAGCACCUUGGCAGAGCAGAGUGCGCUGGUCCGUCAUGCUUCUGCCCGUGUUAUCUCGAGCAUUGCCAAGACCGAUAUGCCUGCUGGUGCCUGGAACGACCUUCCUGCUUUCCUUAGCCAGGCUGCUACCAGCCAGAAGGCUUCGGACCGUGAGGUCGGUGUUUACAUUCUUUACACUCUCUUUGAGACUAUUGAGAGUAUCUUCACUGAGCGUAUGGGUGAUCUUUUCGCCUUGUUCGGCCGUACCAUCCAAGAUCCCGAGUCGCUCGAGGUUAGGUCCACUACUUUGCUCGCUAUGGGCAAGGUCAGUGAGAUCUUGGACGGCGAGGAUAAGCACUCUGUCAAGAUGUUCCGAGAGAUUCUUCCCUCCAUGGUCAACGUCUUGCAGGAAGUCAUUCAGGCCGGUGACGAGGCCGCGGCCCGUAACGCCUUCGAGGUGUUCAACACCCUCCUUAUCCUUGACCCUCAGUUGAUCGCCAAGCACGUCGCUGACCUCGUCAACUUCAUGGUCCAGCUCGCUCAAUCCAAGGAGAUCGACGAGACCUUCCGAUGCAUGGCUUUGUCCUUUAUCAUGACUUGCGUCCGCUUCAAGCGUUCCAAGCUACAGAAGCUCAACCUCGGUCCCGCGCUUACUCUUGCGCUCUUGCAGAUCUGCACGGAGGAGGAUUCUCCCACUCCCGAGGAUGACUGUCCGUCUCGCUUGGCUUUCCGCACCAUCGACCAGUUGGCUACCUCCCUUCCCCCGUCAGCCGUCAUGGCACCAUUGAUGAACGCUAUCCCUCAAUACUUCAACAACGCCGACCCAGGACACCGCAAGGCUGCCUUGACUGCUGUUGCUGUCGCUGUUGAGGGUUCCGUUGACUUCGUAUCCAAUCAGCUUGACGUUAUUCUGCCUUUGGUUAAGCAGGGUCUUGCCGACUCCGAGAACGUCGUUCGUCGUGCGGGUUUGCUUCUUCUUGGUCAGUUGGCCGAGGAGUUGCCUGACAUUAUCUCCGCUCAGCACUCUGACUUCAUUCCAUUGGUCUUUGCCAUCAUGGCGACCUCUGGUGAGGAUGUUGCUACAUCUGCUUGUAACGCUCUUGAUGCCUUGCUCGAGGGUUUGAAGAAGGAUGACAUCGUCGGUUACUUACCUCGCUUGAUGGAGCGUCUUUGCGCUGUUUUGCAGUCUGGUGCCGCUACCAGCGUCAAGCUUACCGUUGCUGCUGCCAUUGGCUCUGCUGCUCACGCCGCCGAGGAUGAGUUCGUUCCUUACUUCGAGAUGACCAUGAAGUCCCUCGAGCCUUACCUCGGCCUGAAGUCCGAGGACAGCGAGGAGAUGGACCUCCGUGGUGUUGUUACUGACACCAUCGGUUCCGUCGCUGGUGCUGUUGGUAAAGAGCGCUUCGGCCCAUUCGCUGAUAUUGUCGUUAAGCUUGCCCACGAGGGUAUGAACAUCGGUAACCCCCGUGUUCGCGAGUGCUCUUUCUGCUUCUUCGCGAUCAUGGCCCGUGUCUACGGUGCUGACUUUGCUCCUUUCUUGGAGUACAUCGUUCCUGACCUCAUCAAGUCCUGUGAGCAGGAGGAGCACGAGGACUUGGUCGGUGAGGACGGUACUAUCAACCUCGGUGGUGAGGAUGACGAUGACGAGGAUGGUCUUGGUAACCUCGGUGUCAACUCUGCUAUCGCCAUGGAGAAGGAGAUUGCUGGUGACGCUAUGGGCGAGAUCUUCGCUCACACCAAGCACGCCUUCAUGCCUUACUUCGAGAAGUGUACUGAGGCUCUUAUGGGUCUUACCACUCACUUCUACGAGGGUGUCCGUAAGGCUGCCUUCGGUUCCUUGUGGCGCUUCGUCUCUACUUUGAACGUCAUGAUGUCCCAGGGUCAGCCUGAGUGGACUCCUGGAAUCGCCGCUGCCAACUCGAUGCACCCCGACGUCGCCAAGAUUGCCACCAUGGUCCGUAACCUCACUCUCCAGGAGUGGGAGGACGAAGAUGAAAAGAUGGUCGUCACUGAGAUUUGCCGCAACAUUGCGGACUGUGUCCGUACUGCUGGCCCUGGCGUUUUGGGCAAUGAUCUUGAGAGAAUCGCUACCGCUACUCUUAAGAUUCUCAACAAGCAGCAUACCUGUCAGAUCGACAAUGACUACGAAGAUGGUGUUCUCGACAAUGAUGAAGAUGGACCGCUCGGUGAUGACGAGGACACUGCUGAGUACGACCAGCUUUUGGUUGACUCUGCUUUCGACAUCGUCAUUGCUCUCUCCUACGCCCUCGGAGAGGAGUUCCAAAGUGCGUUCGGUACCUUCUUGCCGUCUAUGCUCAAGUACUACGACGCCAAGCGCUCUAACGCUGAGCGUGCUAUGACCGUCGCUGGUGUCGGAGAGUGUGCUGGUGGGUUGAAGGCCGGUAUCACGCCCUACACUGCCCCGAUGUUCAAGCUCUUCAACGCUGGACUCGAGGACCCCGAUGCUGAGGUCAGGUCCAACUCGGCUUACGCUGUUGGUUUGUUGGUCUACAGCUCCAACGAGGAUUUGUCCAGCCAGUACAUGAGCGUCUUGAAGAAGUUGCAGCCUUUCUUCGAGGGUGAGAACCACCGUAAUGGCAAGGACAACGCUAUCGGCUGUGUUGCUCGCAUGAUCAUGAAGAAUGCUGCUGCUGUUCCUCUCCCUCAGGUCCUUCCUCAUUUGGUGGCAAACUUGCCAUUGGAGAAUGACUUCCAGGAGAACACUCCCGUCUACAACAUGAUCAUUCAGCUCUACCGCACCAACGACGCGAUCGUCAUGGGAUUGACCGGGCAGUUGCUCCCUGUCCUUGCGUCGGUGUUGGCGAAGGCUGAUGAACAGUUGAAGCCGAAGGUUAAGGAGGAGUUGGUUGAGUUGGUUAGGGCUUUGAACGGGCAGUACGCUGCUCAGAUUUCUCAGCACCCUGCUUUGGUUGCUGUGCUUGCUUAGAUUUGUUCAGCAUGGGUUCUUCUUGUGGAUCAUCGGUUUUACAUUGGCGUUUAAAAGGGAUUUUGCAUAGUUCUGGCAUCGUAUACCUCAUCUAAUACAGAGAGCGCGACUCCUAUAAUUUACCUGUUCAUAUUAUUAUCCAUCAUCCCAGUCCCUAAUCGUCGUCUGUCGUAUCGUACACCGCUCAC
Saitoella complicata NRRL Y-17804 is the source of this 3383-nucleotide messenger RNA. Its product is annotated as putative importin subunit beta-4. Gene Ontology annotation, biological process: protein import into nucleus. The record is from RefSeq and is a predicted model, not a curated record. Lineage: Eukaryota; Fungi; Ascomycota; Saitoellomycetes; Saitoellales; Saitoellaceae. The coding region runs from base 1 to 3195 and encodes 1064 amino acids. Gene Ontology annotation, cellular component: nucleus; cytoplasm. The transcript has 3 exons. Gene Ontology annotation, molecular function: nuclear import signal receptor activity; small GTPase binding.